This is a messenger RNA of Vigna angularis (adzuki bean), 2941 nucleotides long. Its product is annotated as elongation factor 2. Bases 185 to 2716 code for a protein of 843 amino acids. The record is from RefSeq and is a predicted model, not a curated record. The transcript is spliced from 4 exons. Gene Ontology annotation, molecular function: GTPase activity; translation elongation factor activity; ribosome binding. Gene Ontology annotation, cellular component: ribonucleoprotein complex; cytosol. Gene Ontology annotation, biological process: translational elongation. Lineage: Eukaryota; Viridiplantae; Streptophyta; Magnoliopsida; Fabales; Fabaceae.
UGCUUGAGGAUUGAGUUUGCGUUGAGUGGUGGAAUAGAACCCUUAAAUUCUCUUGAGGUCUCACUUUGUCUCACCACACACCGCUUUAUAUACUUUCGUUAGAGAGGGCAGCACUACUCUCUUCGCCGCCUCUCCCUCUUCCAGCUUUGACUCAUUUUUUGUUGGAAAAUAAAGACUAGUCAAAAUGGUGAAGUUCACAGCCGAAGAGCUCCGUCGCAUUAUGGACUAUAAGCACAAUAUCCGUAAUAUGUCUGUCAUUGCCCAUGUUGACCACGGAAAAUCAACUCUCACCGAUUCUCUUGUUGCCGCUGCUGGAAUUAUUGCUCAAGAGGUGGCAGGUGAUGUCCGUAUGACUGAUACCCGUGCUGAUGAAGCUGAGCGUGGUAUCACAAUCAAGUCUACGGGUAUCUCACUCUAUUAUGAGAUGAGUGACGAGUCUCUCAAGAAUUUUAAGGGAGAACGUAAUGGGAAUGAGUAUCUCAUUAAUCUCAUUGACUCCCCUGGACACGUUGACUUCUCAUCUGAGGUUACUGCUGCACUCCGCAUUACUGAUGGAGCCCUAGUCGUGGUGGACUGUGUUGAAGGAGUCUGUGUCCAAACUGAAACUGUGCUACGUCAAGCUCUGGGAGAAAGGAUUAGGCCUGUCCUGACUGUCAACAAGAUGGACAGGUGCUUCCUUGAGCUCCAGGUGGAUGGAGAGGAGGCUUACCAAACAUUCCAGAGGGUUAUUGAGAAUGCAAAUGUGAUCAUGGCUACUUAUGAAGAUCCACUUCUGGGUGAUGUUCAGGUCUACCCAGAGAAAGGAACUGUUGCUUUCUCUGCAGGGUUACAUGGGUGGGCUUUUACCUUGACGAACUUUGCCAAGAUGUAUGCUUCAAAGUUUGGAGUUGAUGAAGCCAAGAUGAUGGAGAGGCUCUGGGGUGAAAACUUCUUUGAUCCAGCCACAAAGAAAUGGACCAGCAAAAACACUGGAAAUGCUACCUGCAAGCGUGGGUUUGUUCAGUUCUGCUAUGAGCCCAUCAAACAGAUCAUUAACACUUGCAUGAAUGACCAGAAGGAUAAGCUGUGGCCUAUGCUGCAAAAACUUGGUGUCACCAUGAAAUCUGAUGAGAAGGACCUCAUGGGUAAAGCAUUGAUGAAGCGGGUGAUGCAAACCUGGCUUCCAGCAAGUACUGCUCUAUUGGAAAUGAUGAUCUUUCAUCUUCCCUCUCCAUCAACUGCUCAGAAGUACCGUGUGGAAAAUUUGUAUGAGGGUCCUCUUGAUGAUCAAUAUGCUGCAUCUAUCAGAGCCUGUGACCCUGAUGGUCCUCUGAUGCUCUAUGUGUCAAAGAUGAUUCCAGCAUCUGACAAGGGUAGAUUCUUUGCUUUUGGACGUGUGUUCUCUGGCAGGGUUUCAACUGGUUUGAAAGUGAGGAUCAUGGGACCAAAUUAUGUUCCUGGAGAGAAAAAGGAUUUGUAUGUCAAGAGUGUUCAACGUACUGUCAUUUGGAUGGGUAAGAGACAGGAGACUGUUGAGGAUGUGCCAUGUGGUAACACAGUUGCUUUGGUGGGUUUGGACCAAUUUAUCACUAAGAAUGCUACAUUGACGAAUGAGAAGGAAGUUGAUGCUCACCCUAUUAGGGCCAUGAAGUUUUCUGUCUCCCCAGUUGUGCGUGUUGCUGUUCAGUGCAAGGUUGCCUCAGAUCUUCCCAAACUUGUUGAAGGUCUCAAGCGAUUGGCCAAAUCAGAUCCUAUGGUUGUUUGUACAAUUGAGGAGUCUGGUGAGCACAUUGUUGCUGGAGCCGGGGAGCUUCAUCUUGAGAUCUGUUUGAAGGACUUGCAGGAUGAUUUUAUGGGUGGAGCUGAGAUCAUUAAAUCUGACCCGGUUGUGUCAUUCAGGGAGACUGUACUGGAGAGGUCAUGCCGCACAGUGAUGAGCAAGUCACCCAACAAGCACAACCGUCUGUACAUGGAAGCAAGGCCAAUGGAGGAGGGUCUGGCUGAAGCCAUUGAUGAUGGCAAGAUUGGACCAAGGGAUGACCCAAAGGUUCGUUCUAAGAUCUUGUCUGAAGAGUAUGGCUGGGACAAGGAUCUUGCUAAGAAGAUUUGGUGUUUUGGCCCAGAGACCACUGGACCCAACAUGGUGGUUGAUAUGUGUAAGGGAGUGCAAUAUCUGAAUGAAAUCAAGGAUUCUGUGGUUGCUGGAUUCCAGUGGGCAUCAAAAGAAGGUGCAUUGGCUGAGGAGAACAUGAGAGCUAUUUGCUUUGAAGUAUGUGAUGUGGUCCUUCACGCUGAUGCUAUCCACAGAGGUGGUGGUCAGAUCAUUCCUACUGCCAGGAGAGUGUUCUAUGCUUCACAGCUUACUGCUAAACCAAGGCUUCUUGAGCCUGUCUACCUGGUUGAAAUCCAGGCUCCUGAGCAAGCUCUUGGUGGUAUCUACAGUGUCCUCAAUCAGAAACGUGGACACGUCUUUGAGGAAAUGCAGAGGCCAGGUACCCCACUCUACAACAUCAAGGCAUAUCUCCCUGUCAUUGAGUCUUUUGGUUUCUCAAGCACAUUGAGGGCUGCAACAUCAGGCCAAGCUUUCCCACAGUGUGUCUUUGAUCAUUGGGACAUGAUGUCCUCUGACCCAUUGGAGGCUGGAUCACAAGCUGCACAACUUGUGGCGGAUAUUCGCAAGAGGAAGGGCUUGAAGGAACAGAUGACUCCUCUAUCUGAGUACGAAGACAAGCUUUAAAAUGUUUUAUUUUAGAACUAUUUAUUUUUCAACUUAUUAGCUGAAUUUAUCUUUCCAAACCUUAGUUUUAAAUUUUUGUCGAGUUUUGUUUGUGGUUUUGUCAGUGACUUGUUGUACUUGUUAUUUGUGCUUGCAUCGAUGUAUUUUUGUUGCUCCAUAGGAUUUUGCAUCGAUGUUGGUUCGAACUAUUUGUGCGAAUUUUGCUUGAAAGAUACUAUUUCAAUA